Coregonus sp. 'balchen' is the source of this 4532-nucleotide messenger RNA. The record is from the annotation of a GenBank genome assembly. NCBI's taxonomy places the organism in Eukaryota, Metazoa, Chordata, Actinopteri, Salmoniformes, Salmonidae.
AUGGUCAAUGUGACGACGUCACCCAGCAGCAAUGCCACCUCAGAGGGUCUGACUGAGGGGGGGCUGGUGGUCCUGGGCCAGAGGGAAAAUUACAACUACUUUGCCCUGGUGCUGGGCGUGCCCCUCAUCCUGAUCAUCAUCCUGGGCAACGUACUUGUGUGUCUGAGCGUGCUCACUGAGCGCUCCCUGAAGACUGCCACCAACUACUUCAUUAUCAGCCUGUCUGUGGCCGACCUACUGCUGGCUGUACUGGUGCUGCCCCUCUACGUCUACUCUGAGGUGAGUAGUGUAUGUGUGUAUGUGUGUGUGUGUAUGCAUGCGUGUAAGUUGACCAUCCCUCCAUGACCUCUUAAAUUGAAGAAACACAUACACAUACCUAAUUACCUGCCCUAUCUGUCUCUUCGUAGUUUAAAGUCCACUGCUAACAGGACUGACAACUUGUUAACCUGGUGUUGUUGUUGUUGUUGCUGUGUGUCCCAGUUCCUGGGUGGAAUCUGGACCCUGAGCACAUACAUCUGUGAUGCUCUGAUGACCAUGGACGUCAUGCUGUGCACCGCCUCCAUCCUCAACCUGUGUGCCAUCAGUGUGGACAGGUGAGUCCUUCUGUCUCAACUUCACCUGGACACUAUGGUAACACAUGGCUGUCAGUUCACACUAGUUUUCAAUACCACACCUGUCCCUCUCUGACCUGUCUAGUUACGGUACACUGGACUCUGAAACCUGGUAACACCACAUGUCCACCCACAGGGCACAAACUGGUUGAAUCAACGUUGUUUGAAUGUAAUUUGUCAACAUAUUGUGACGUGGAAUAUAUGUGGAAAAUACAUCUGUAAUAAUCUUUGCAGAAUCUCGAACAGCAUUGAUCACUUGCACCAUGUACUUUUAAUGCAAUCUCAACUGCAAUCCAGGUCAUUUGGUUAUGCUAUUAGAUGAAGCACAGUAAUAAACCACAAAUCAGACGUUGUUUUGCAUAGGAAUUUGUUUGUGCCUUUAGAUGGUUGAAAGCAUAGUGAAAAUAGAAUGGAUAUUCAACUAACUUUUGUCUGUCUUUUUGAGUGGGUGAAUAUAGGUUGUAAUACCUUUGAUCAAUGUGUCAACCAAAUAUUACCCAAUUAUCCACGUUGAAAUGAUGUGCUGUGCCCAUUGGGCAGUCUCCAGUAUGAUUUCAGUUAACAAAGAAUUACAAAGAACUACAGUGGGGGAAAAAAGUAUUUAGUCAGCCACCAAUUGUGCAAGUUCUCCCACUUAAAAAGAUGAGAGAGGCCUGUAAUUUUCAUCAUAGGUACACGUCAACUAUGACAGACAAAAUGAGAAGAAAAAAAAUCCAGAAAAUCACAUUGUAGGAUUUUUAAUGAAUUUAUUUGCAAAUUAUGGUGGAAAAUAAGUAUUUGGUCAAUAACAAAAGUUUCUCAAUACUUUGUUAUAUACCCUUUGUUGGCAAUGACACAGGUCAAACGUUUUCUGUAAGUCUUCACAAGGUUUUCACACACUGUUGCUGGUAUUUUGGCCCAUUCCUCCAUGCAGAUCUCCUAUAGAGCAGUGAUGUUUUGGGGCUGUCGCUGGGCAACACAGACUUUCAACUCCCUCCAAAGAUUUUCUAUGGGGUUGAGAUCUGGAGACUGGCUAGGCUACUCCAGGACCUUGAAAUGCUUCUUAUGAAGCCACUCCUUCGUUGCCCGGGUGGUGUGUUUGGGAUCAUGGUCAUGCUGAAAGACCCAGCCAAGUUUCAUCUUCAAUGCCCUUGCUGAUGGAAGGAGGUUUUCACUCAAAAUCUCACGAUACAUGGCCCCAUUCAUUCUUUCCUUUACACGGAUCAGUCGUCCUGGUCCCUUUGCAGAAAAACAGCCCCAAAGCAUGAUGUUUCCACCCCCAUGCUUCACAGUAGGUAUGGUGUUCUUUAGAUGCAACUCAGCAUUCUUUGUCCUCCAAACACGACGAGUUGAGUUUUUACCAAGAAGUUAUAUUUUGGUUUCAUCUGACCAUAUGACAUUCUCCCAAUCCUCUUCUGGAUCAUCCAAAUGCACUCUAGCAAACUUCAGACGGGCCUGGACAUGUACUGGCUUAAGCAGGGGGACACGUCUGGCACUGCAGGAUUUGAGUCCCUGGCGGCGUAGUGUGUUACUGAUGGUAGGCUUUGUUACAUUGGUCCCAGCUCUCUGCAGGUCAUUCACUAGGUCCCCCCGUGUGGUUCUGGGAUUUUUGCUCACCGUUCUUGUGAUAAUUUUGACCCCACGGGGUGAGAUCUUGCGUGGAGCCCCAGAUCGAGGGAGAUUAUCAGUGGUCUUGUAUGUCUUCCAUUUCCUAAGAAUUGCUCCCACAGUUGAUUUCUUCAAACCAAGCUGCUUACCUAUUGCUGAUCAGUCUUCCCAGCCUGGUGCAGGUCUACAAUUUUGUUUCUGGUGUCCUUUGACAGCACUUUGGUCUUGGCCAUAGUGGAGUUUGGAGUGUGACUGUUUGAAGUUGUGGACAGGUGUCUUUUAUACUGAUAACAAGUUCAAACAGGUGCCAUUAAUACAGGUAACGAGUGGAGGACAGAGGAGCCUCUUAAAGAAGAAGUUACAGGUCUGUGAGAGCCAGAAAUCUUGCUUGUUUGUAGGUGACCAAAUACUUAUUUUCCACCAUAAUUUGCAAAUAAAUUCAUAAAAAAUCAUACAAUGUGAUUAUCUGGAGAAAAAAAAUCUCAUUUUGUCUGUCAUAGUUGACGUUACAGGCCUCUCUCAUCUUUUUAAGUGGGAGAACUUGCACAAUUGGUGGCUGACUAAAUACUUUUUUCCCCCACUGUACCACAAUAUCUCUGAAUUAUUAGUUUGAACAAGGAAAAGCUUUUCUUCAAGAAAUACCCUGGGUAUACUCUUUAUUCCCACUUAUGAAAGCAACACAGAGAGCCAUUAAAAACACCAAAAACAAUAUCUUCAACUUGCAAGUUCAAUAUUAAUUUCUAAUAUCUGUAGCGAGCUCUGUAGCGAGCCCUGUCACUCACUGUAAUCCCCCAAAUCAUUCUGCAAGACAGUGAGAAGAGCGUAGGGAGACCAUUAGCAGACAUCACACAGUGAAUGUAACUGAUGGCUGUGGUCUAUAGGAGGCUAAUGGAACCAUAGCUCUGGAACCCCUCAUCGACCCAAUCAUCAAGGCCACUAAUUACUCAACACAGAGAGAAGCAAACUCACGCCAACCACCCAGGGGACUCUAUCCCAAACAACAUCUAAGGGCUCAGUGUGACCGAGAGUUUCUAAGGCAAAGCAAAAACAAGUUGACUGUAAAAUAUAAGAUAAGCAUUAAAAAGGUUCCACACAGCACACACUUCCUGCUAGUUAAAUGUUAUAUCCCUAGUGUUUUGCAGCUUGUGAGACUGACAGGUUCUAUAGCAUUGUGGAGUGAUUAGAUUUCAGAAUGUAACAACACGACAUGGUAUCUAAUCAAUAGAUUAAGAUUAAUUGGAUUUAUAAGACUGGAGAAGCAGGGUAGAGCCAGGUUGUGGGGGGUGGAGUAGAGUGGAGUUACGAAUUAAGGUGAAUAUUAUUGUAACUUUAUCUGGGGUGAAUAUUAUUGUAACUUUAUCUGUGGCAUUCCAGUGCCUCCACAUCUAAGUUUACUUUGAACCUGUAGGACCACAGAACAGCUUUGAACAACUUUGAGGUUUUUCAAAUGUUUCCAAAACAGCCACUAUGUCCUCUGAGUACUUCCCUGCUGUGUUGGCCUGUUUGAAGUCCCUCCAUGUUAAAUUGAUGUAUUUAUGUAUUUUAAAUGUAGACUAUGUUAUUCGCUUUGAUCCGUGUCCCUGCAGGGACAUAGCCAUGGUGACAGUAGUGCCCCUGAAGUACAACAGGUGUGCUCCAUGUAUUUCAAAUGUAUUUUAUCCCCUAUGACAUGUGUGUCCCUACAGGUACAUAGCGGUGGUGGUGCCCCUGAAGUACAACAGGAACCAGUUCAGCCUGCGGCAGCUGGUCCUCAUUACGGCCACCUGGGUUCUCUCCCUGGGCGUCGCCAGUCCCGUCAUCUUCGGCCUCAACCAGGUGCCGGGCCGCGACCCCACCGUGUGCAAGCUGGAGAACGACAGCUUUGUGGUAUACUCCUCCGUGUGCUCCUUCUUUGUGCCUUGCCCCGUCAUGCUCUUCCUGUACUACUGGAUGUUCCGGGGGUUGAGACGCUGGAGCUCAGGCAGGAGCCGCUCCCAGCUGACGAGGGGAGGAAAACGGAGCCUGUCCCUGCGCCUCAGCUCCGCCUUGCAGAGGGAGAACGCAGGGGACAGGGCGGGGGCCAAGGAGAAGGUGGUGUACCUCAUGCCUACAGGGCUCAGCCCGAUGUCACCGUCAGCUGUAUCGAUGGCAUCGCCCACGGCGACCCUGGGGGUGGAGGACAAGCAACAGGAUGGUGUGGGGGCGAGUGUGGCGGAGAGCGACCCCAUGACUACCCAGAUGGACAGCAUUUCGGACGCGGACCCCACGGAGAGGCCGCCUAGGCAGGGGAAGAGCCUGAAGGAGAAUGGGCUGGCCCACACUAAGGCCACCAAGAGGGGGCGCCGCAACAGCAAG